GUUUGUUUUUGUAAAGCCAAAGAAGUUACAGAGCCGGAAUGAAAAGGAGUGUAAAUUGCUUGGAAUCACAACUUCAUCAUGUUGCCAUCUGUCGUUAUACUCUUGGCGGCUGUUUUGCUCUUCAUGCUCCUCUGCCAGAACCGCAGGGCCAAAAAUUUCCCUCCGGGCCCUCGACCCAUUCCCAUCUUUGGAAACGUGCUUCAGCUCAAUCUGGAGAGCCCUAUUGCAGAUCUGGAGAGGCUGGCCCAGCGCUAUGGUAAUGUCUACAGCCUUUUCAUCGGUCCGAGGCCUGCGGUCAUCAUCAAUGGGCUGCAGGCCUUGAAAGAAGCCCUGGUCAACAAAGCUGCUGACUUCUCUGGCAGACCACAAGACCUCAUGAUUAAUCAUGCUGUACAAGUUAAAGCUCAUGCUCCCGGAGUGAUUCUAGCAGAUUAUAACCCCGGCUGGAAAGAGCAACGACGCUUUGGUCUGAUGAUCCUGCGAAACCUUGGUCUGGGGAAGCAGUCGAUGGAUCAGUGCAUUCUGCGAGAGACACAAAGCAUCAUGAAGCUGUUGGAGCAGAGUGUCGGUAAGACCAUGAAUCCUCACAAGUUGUUCCACAGUGCAGCUUCCAACAUCAUCUGUCAAAUUCUGUUUGCUAAGCAGUUUGACUAUGACGAUGAGUUCAUGGAGUUUUUUGUUGGCCUUUUCCAAGAGACCUCUAAAAUAAUCAAUGGGCGCUGGGGUAUGAUUUAUGACUCUUUUUCCAUGGUGCGAAACCUGCCACUGCCCUUCCAGAAGGCUUUUAAGUUGUUCAAGAGUGCACAUGAAAAACGUUUGGAGUUGAUGGCUGAGAACAAAAAGACCAGAGUUCCUGGUAAACCGCGCCAUUUUAUCGACUGCUACCUGGAUGAAAUGGAUAAGAGAGGCAGUGAUGGCUCCUUGUUUUCAGAAGACCAGCUUUGUGCAUUUAUUUUGGAUCUACACUUUGCUGGGACUGACACAACUGCUAAUACACUGCUCGCUGCCUUCCUCUACCUAAUGAAUCAUCCACAGGUACAGGAGCGCUGUCAGCAGGAAAUAGACGAUGUUCUGGAUGGGAAGGAUGAAGCCAGUUUUGAAGACAGACACAAGAUGCCCUAUGUGCAGGCCGUCAUUCAUGAGAUCCAGAGAAUGGCUGACACUGUUCCUCUCAGUGUUUUCCACCGCACCACUAAAGACACAGAGUUAAUGGGAUACUCCAUACCGAGGGGAACUGUUAUCAUCCCCAACCUCUCCUCAGUGCUGAGUGAGGAGGGACAGUGGAAAUCCCCCCGUGAAUUCAACCCUGAAAACUUCCUCAAUGAGCGAGGGGAGUUUGUGAAGCCAGAAGCCUUCAUGCCUUUCUCUGCAGGUCCUCGUAUGUGUCUGGGAGAGCUUCUGGCUCGUAUGGAGCUCUUCCUCAUCGUGGUAACUCUGCUGAGGAGGUUCAAGUUUUUGUGGCCUGAGGAUGCAGGAGAGCCAGACUACAAGCAUGUUUUUGGUGCAACCCAGACCCCAAAACCCUAUUGUAUGAAUGUCCAUUUCAGAAAAACAAUCCCAAGAAAGAGGUUACCUUGAAACCAUAAGUAUGGAUCUUUCCGUAUCUCACAAAUUUGAUUUUGAGACUUGGGGUCAAGAUUCAAUUCAAAAACUAUUCCUGAUAUAAAAUUGAUUCCUCACUCAUUAGGCCUACAUAGGGGUUCUUAUUUCAGGAUCUACUCUGCUCCCCCAUCUGCUAAUAAAGGCUGUGGGGCAAAUUAUGGCAUGAAAGCAAAGUAUAAGAUUUUAUGUUUGAAAAGUUAUAUCAACUGAUUGCAUAAUGUGAACACACAAAGGCAAAAUGUAACAUUAAUUCAUACUAAAUGUGCUCAAAAAACACAUUUUACAAGGAGGUUUUUAGUAUUCCUCCUCGAUACGAUACCUCUAUAUUUCACUUCAAACACCUUAGUUAGUUGGCAGGUGGCUGAAGGGAGUUUGCCUAAAAGUUGCCUAAUGCUUUUGAAUAUUACAUGUAAUUUCUAGUAAAUAUCACAACAUAAAAUGUGUUUUUUCUGAAUUAACAUAAAAACAUCAGAUGACGACAAGUCCUACUCAAGAUAUUCAUCUCUUAAGCGCCACAUCUCCAGUCUGAUAUUAAGCGAACAGCUGAUAGGUACAUGGUUUGCUUACAUGACAUAGUAUAACACUAAUAUAGAUUAUUUUAUAGGAAAGAACCUUUUAGAAAUAGAUUUUCUGAAAGUUGUGUAUUGAUUCAUAUUCUAAGGAGAUAAGAACCACGAUUCUAUCAAUUGUACAAAAUUCAACUCAAAAUUCAACUGAAAAGGCUCACUUAAAGGUGAAUAGAAGUUGUACUUAAAACAUUAUACAACUUGUUUACACUGCCUCCAAGUGGCCAAAACAAUUCUAUAAACUACUACUGUGACCUUCAUUCAAUGCAACAAAAGCUGCUAUUUGUAGUCAUCGUGUAGUUUACAGAAUUCAAAUAAGCAGUCGGAUUAUUUCUUAUCAGGUGAAACCAUAAAUUCAUAUGUUUUUUUUCUAUUUAUCACUUAUAAAUGAUUAGACUGACUUUCAGCCAGAUAUUGUGAUUAUCAUAAAGUAUUAUACUCAGUGAUGCCUUUUUGCCAGCGUAAAAUUUAAAUCACAAAAUGAUGUACAUUUAUGUCUAAUAAAUUAAUUGUGUAACAAGAAAUCAACCUUGUCCCCAAAGAAUGGGAAUCUGCCACAUAAAUUUUGAUUUAACUUGUGUACAAGUGGAAAUUUAGACAUAAGGGUGGCACCAAAGGAAAUGUAAUGUAACCAAAAUCACCAGGAUUCAAACUGUAAACUGUUGGGACUUUAAACGUCUUAACUUAUAAACGUCAGAAUAUGUAAUAUUACAGCCAACCGCUGCAGUUACUUUGCAGUUUAGGAUAUUUCAUAUUACAUAACCUGUGAUGAACUUCUAUGAUCUGAUGUUGAUGAUGAAAUUAGGCCGCUGCUUACAUGUUACUACAUAAUACUUCUAUACUUUUACUCAAUUAAGAUUUUGAAUGCAAUACUUUAACUUGUAAUUGAGCAUUUUUCUACUUUGGUAUUAAUACUUUUACUUGAAUAAAGGAUUUUAAUUCUUCUUCCAGCCCAGAAUACAGUGUUGAUGAUUCACUGAUUCGCUCAUCCUUUAUCUAACCCGAUAUUAAAAUAAAAUGAACCUACAUUG
Molecule: messenger RNA, 3199 nt
Organism: Anoplopoma fimbria (sablefish)
Lineage: Eukaryota; Metazoa; Chordata; Actinopteri; Perciformes; Anoplopomatidae
Product: cytochrome P450 2D15-like
Exons: 11
Coding region: 79-1578 (499 amino acids)
Biological process (GO): xenobiotic metabolic process
Cellular component (GO): intracellular membrane-bounded organelle; cytoplasm
Molecular function (GO): iron ion binding; heme binding; oxidoreductase activity, acting on paired donors, with incorporation or reduction of molecular oxygen, reduced flavin or flavoprotein as one donor, and incorporation of one atom of oxygen
Source: RefSeq, a predicted model, not a curated record